CCAGAAUUAACUGGAAUUGUCGAUGAUGAGAAGGGAGAGAAAGUCACGGACCAGGAGGAGAUCAAGUUUGACGAAGAAGAGGAUCGGAAGAUUAUGGAAGAAGCCAAAAGGAAAAGACUCAAAGCCAAAGGGUACCGUGUACCACCCAAAAGACCAGAAUGA
This is a messenger RNA of Acaulospora colombiana, 162 nucleotides long. Lineage: Eukaryota; Fungi; Glomeromycota; Glomeromycetes; Diversisporales; Acaulosporaceae. The record is from the annotation of a GenBank genome assembly.